This is a messenger RNA of Nematostella vectensis (starlet sea anemone), 1775 nucleotides long. RefSeq names its product beta-1 adrenergic receptor-like. The transcript has a single exon. Gene Ontology annotation, biological process: G protein-coupled receptor signaling pathway. The record is from RefSeq and is a predicted model, not a curated record. The coding region runs from base 718 to 1623 and encodes 301 amino acids. Gene Ontology annotation, cellular component: membrane. Gene Ontology annotation, molecular function: G protein-coupled receptor activity. NCBI's taxonomy places the organism in Eukaryota, Metazoa, Cnidaria, Anthozoa, Actiniaria, Edwardsiidae.
UUUUAUUAUAGAUCUUAGCGGGGACACUUCUCUGACGUCGGUAUUUACAAAGGAAACAGCGAAAUACCAAAACAACGCGCAAAAUCGAACAAAUUAAAGCACGCGCACGGAAUAGCGCACCACAAUAUAUAUCGAGAUCUUACGGAUAACAAGUCAUUCGACAAAUAGUAGAGUUGCGAAGAACAAUGUUCUGAAGCUUAAGGUGCGGGAAACAGGCCUAAUUAUGCUCUUUACACUGCCAUAUCAACGUGCACGUCAUCGAUGUAGUCCAGGAAAUAAGAAAUGAAUUCAUUAAGAAUUGAUAAAUGCGAUCCGAUAACUUGUAACCGCCAACUCACGUUUGACCGUCAUCCAGGGUGGUAUAGAGGCUCACAUCGAUACAAUACUUCAUUCUCAAGGGCAACGAAUUGGUCUAUGAAAUUCGUCCCAUUUUUUAACGUUUUUUUUAAACGUGACAAAUUAAGAGGAUCAUAUAAUGGUGUAAAGCAAAACGCUGGUGUAAUAUUAGAAAGUGUGCAAGAUGGGUCAGCAUUACAGGCUGGGAAAUCAAACUUUCAAGAUCUCUUUUGAAGUAGCCGAUUUUACUCAAGGCGAUUCGUAGCGUUUAUUAAAUUUUGUGACGUUGUAUUAAAGGAGGACCAUUUGUCAAAAAGGAGGUUCACCAAGUAAGAAAUUGAGUAAAAGGUGUUAGCUACAUUGUGAAAACACAACGAGAUAAUGACGCCUACUCUCGACAAGGCCGAAUACAUACCUCUCCUCGUCAUCUCGGUUCUAGUAAUCGUCGCAAACGCUCUAAUCUGUGUGGUGGUGUUUACCAAGAAAACCAUGCAGACUUACACUAACGGCUUUGUAUGCUCUCUUGCCGUAUCGGAUGGGUUAAUAGGCGCAGUUCUACUCCCCAUGCGUCUCGCCGAUGUCAAAGGAGAUAUACAAGGUUACAUUGUGUGUAUUUGUUUACUCGCUGGUGUAGCGAACGUUGGGAUUGUGACUUUGGAUCGCUACAUUGCGGUGUUUAAGCCCUUUCGGUACGAAACAAUAAUGCAGAAGUACUUCGUAACUAUUCUCCUGGUUGCCUGGUUGACAGUGAUUACAGUUUCUCUACUACCUGUCUUCUGGUCCGCGCAUUCAGCUAUCCAUACCAUUUACGUCCUCUGCGUCCAGGGGACCUUCGUAAUCUUCCCCUAUUUUCUCGUCUUCGUCUCCUAUUUCCUUAUCUUCAGACAGGUUCGGAAGGCUGUCAAAACGGAGAAGCAGCUGAGUCUUUCAGUGGUUCUUAACUCGCAAGGAAAAUGCUCAGUUAAAGCUAAACAUAGUAUGCGCGUGUCGAAUGUUUCUGAGCGAAAAAUUGCGCGCUUAUCGAUAAUUAUCGCUGCGACUUUCUUCCUGACAUGGCUUCCAGUAGAGUGGUUGACAUUCAUGUUCUACACAAAGCAAUUCUGGUUGAUUCCCGAUCAUCUUUCGCUUAUUUCUUUGUACACUAUAGCGCUUGGGGCCCUCGUCGACCCUAUGGUUUACUCCUUUAUGAAGCCAGAUUUCAGGAGUGCCAUAAAGAGCAUAAUUCGACGUAAAAUCGCAGGUGUCUGUGGACUUCGCGCGGAAGCUAGGGAACUAAAUGUCUGUUAAUAAAGGGCACCACGAAAAAAAUCCAGAAUACCAAGACUUGACAUAAAAUCCUAGGUGUAUGUGGAGUUAUAGCGAACAUUCUGGGGAAUUGAAACAUGGAACAUCUAUUUAUAAUAGCUACAAUAAGUGGGGGGGGGGGGGGGUGAAUAGGU